Messenger RNA from Dendrobium catenatum, 1421 nucleotides. RefSeq names its product putative pentatricopeptide repeat-containing protein At1g53330. The record is from RefSeq and is a predicted model, not a curated record. Gene Ontology annotation, molecular function: protein binding. NCBI's taxonomy places the organism in Eukaryota, Viridiplantae, Streptophyta, Magnoliopsida, Asparagales, Orchidaceae. Bases 95 to 1390 code for a protein of 431 amino acids. The transcript has a single exon.
UCCAUCUGCCGUGUCGCUGUAGCUGUCACUCCAAUUUACAUCCCGCCGUCACGCCUGCGGAGCUCCGCCGCUUCGAUUACUGGCGGGGCUUUCUAUGAAGAAAACGGCAAAAGUAUCUCCUUUCCGGCUCACCUCUCUACUCCGCCUCGAGAAAAACCCUACCCUGUCUCUUCAGCUCUUCCGUCACCCAAACCCUGAAUCGAAUCCCCUGCCUUCGCCCAAGCCCUUCCGGUACAGCGCUCAAUCCUAUGAUAUCAUCAUCUGCAGGCUUGCCCAAUCGCGGAUGUUCACCGAGAUGGAGCAAAUUCUCGAUCAAAUGGCGAACCAGACCCGCUUCACUCCAAAAGAAGCCAUCUUUUGCAGGAUCAUCUCUUCCUACGGCCGCGCCCACAUGCCGGACGCUGCCCUCCGUACUUUCCACCGAAUCCCCUCCUUGCUCGGCCACCGGACGAUCCGCUCCUUCAACACCCUUCUCGACGUGCUACUCCGCCAUGGCGAGAUCAGUAAGCUCCAACAACUUUGUCAUGACCUCAAAGCUGCAGAAUUUUCUCCAGACGCUUGUACCUACAACAUUCUCAUCCGCGAUCGCGCUGCCUCCGGUUCAAUCCACGGCGCGUGCGAACUAUUCGACGAAUUGAGGGAGAACGGCAUUAGACCAACCGUCGCUACUUUCGGGACGUUAAUAUCUGCUCUUACCUCGGCUUCGCUGCUAGCCGAGGCCUUCCGUCUCAAAGAAGUGAUGUUUCAGCGAUACAACAUAAAGCCGAAUGCACACAUAUACACAUCGCUGGUGAAGGCGCUCUGCAAGGACAAUCAACUUGACCGCGCUAUUAGAUUGAAAGAUGAGAUGGCCUCAGACCCGGAGAUAGGGCUUGAUGGCGCAAUUUAUACGACUUUGAUACGCGCACUCUUCAGAGCUGGGAGGAAAGGUGAGGUGGUAAGUGUUUUGGAAGAGAUGAAGCAGAAGGGGGUGAAGGCCGAUACGGCGACUUACAAUGCUGUAGUCGCGGGGUUCUGUGAGGAAGAAGACUUUAUCGCAUCUUUCGAAGCAUUAAGGGAGAUGAAGCGCAGGGGCUGCCAGCCGAAUUUGGUUAGCUAUAACACCAUUGUGGUGGGGAUGUGCAGGGCGGGGCGGUGGAGGGAUGCGCGCGACUUGUUCGACGAUAUGCCGAGGCGGGGAUGCCGGCCCGACGUGGUGACCUACCGGGCACUUGUCGAUGGAUUUUGUGCGGCGGGGCAGAGCCGAGAGGUAGAGCUGCUGGUGGAGGAGAUGGCGUUUAACGGUUACUAUCCAGCCGCGAUGAGUUUUAGGAAGCUGGUGGAAGGUAUUUUGGAGAAGGGAUGUUUCAGGGUGCGGGAGUUGGUUGAUUUGCUGAUUUGCGACGAUUAGGAGUGAUUAAUUGAUUGAUUUUGAAAUAAAA